GCUCCUUAGCAGUUUUCAGAUAGCAUAUAGGAUUUCCUUUCUUGCAUUUUUUAUGACCUAAUACAUUGCAAGACGCGGUUUAACGACCAACUCGGAGAAAAAAAACAAGCUGGAAAAGCAAGCUAUUCAAGUGCACUAUUGUAAGAGGAACUGGUUUCUACCGAAGGCAAGCCGCCAUUUUGUUGCGAUCGUCUACAACUCUACAUUCACCUGGAAGCUUCGUUGAGUGAAAGACCACAUGGCUGUCGAUGUCACGAGAGCCCCACCGACCAUUCCGUCGUGCCUCGUGCUACUGUUGCUUCUGCUCGGAACAGCGCUCGCGCGAGGCAAACGCUUUGGGGACCAACAUUACAACGAAUCGAUACUCCCACUCGAACCGGGACCGCAGAUACACCGCGAACCGAUACUCCCACUCGAACCGGGACCACAGAUACACCGUGAACCGAUACUCCCCCUCGAACCGGGACCACAGAUACACCGUGAACCGAUACUCCCCCUCGAACCGGGACCACAGAUACACCGUGAACCGAUACUCCCCCUCGAACCGGGACCACAGAUACACCGUGAACCGAUACUCCCCCUCGAACCGGGACCACAGAUACACCACCGGCAUGGGAAGAUUCGAGCUCCUUUUGAAUGUCCAUGGUUCACUAAUGCGUUGCGCCACUGCAUCAGGACACGGCUGUCUGCGCGGCGGUUUGAACACAUCCUGACCGAAAUCGAUGAUGAACCUUAUACCAGGGGUCUCCUUCUAUGCUUGACCCGAAGAGCCGUUGAAGCACCAGAUGGAAUCUACUGCACAGAUAGAGAGUCCGUGCAUAUCUUGAAAUCUUGCGUAGAAGACAACCUCGCCAAGCACAGCAGGGCUCGCCGAGAAGAAACCAAGGAACUUACUCAUGAAAUGGAGAGAUGCUUGCAAGAGAUUCAUCGUCUAAAAAUUAAUAAGCGAAGACACAAGACAAUGACGCAUCACCGCUACCACUCGUGACCUCGCCGUCCGUUUUCAUUUCUGCUGAAAGACAAAAAACGAAGAAGAAACGUGACAUAUCACGAAAGUGCAAGCAAAUAAACCACCUG
This is a messenger RNA of Dermacentor silvarum, 1077 nucleotides long. RefSeq lists its product as uncharacterized. Lineage: Eukaryota; Metazoa; Arthropoda; Arachnida; Ixodida; Ixodidae. The record is from RefSeq and is a predicted model, not a curated record. The coding region runs from base 239 to 988 and encodes 249 amino acids. The transcript has 7 exons.